CCCUUUCCCGUUGGCGGCGGCCGCUCGAGCCCGGAAGCGGACGGGGGCGGGGGCGGCCGCGGCGCCUCGGGGUUUCUGGGUUUGCGGGGCGUCCUGGACUCGCGGCUCCUCGGUCUGCGGCGCGACAGCCAUGCAGCCCCCGCCCCCGGGCCCGCUGGGCGACUGUCUGCGGGACUGGGAGGAUCUGCAGCAGGACUUCCAGACCAUCCAGGAGACCCACCGGCUGUACCGCCUGAAGCUGGAGGAGCUGACCAAGCUGCAGACGAACUGCACCAGCUCCAUUUCCCGGCAGAAGAAGCGGCUCCAGGAGCUGGCACUUGUCCUGAAGAAAUGCAAAGCCUCCCUCCCAGCAGAGGCCACAGUGGCUGUGCAGGAGCUGGAGAACCAGAUGAAGGAGCGGCAAGGCCUCUUCUUUGACAUGGAAGCCUACUUGCCCAAGAAGAAUGGGUUGUACCUGAGCCUGGUUCUGGGGAAUGUCAACGUUACGCUGUUGAGCAAGCAGGCCAAGUUCGCCUACAAGGACGAGUAUGAGAAGUUCAAGCUCUACCUCACUAUCAUCCUCAUCCUCAUCUCCUUCAGCUGCCGCUUCCUGUUCAACUCCAGGGUCACGGACGCAGCCUUCAACUUCCUGCUGGUCUGGUACUACUGCACGCUGACAAUCCGUGAGAGCAUCCUCAUCAACAACGGCUCCCGGAUCAAAGGCUGGUGGGUUUUCCAUCACUACGUGUCCACAUUCCUGUCGGGGGUCAUGCUGACGUGGCCUGACGGGCUCAUGUACCAGAAAUUCCGGAACCAGUUCCUGUCCUUCUCCAUGUACCAGAGCUUCGUGCAGUUCCUGCAGUAUUACUACCAAAGCGGCUGUCUGUACCGCCUGCGUGCCUUGGGCGAGCGGCACACCAUGGACCUCACAGUGGAGGGCUUCCAGUCCUGGAUGUGGCGGGGCCUCACCUUCCUGCUGCCUUUCCUCUUCUUUGGACAUUUCUGGCAGCUAUUUAACGCGCUGACGUUGUUUAACCUGGCCCAGGACCCCCAGUGUAAGGAGUGGCAGGUGCUCAUGUGCGGCUUCCCCUUCCUCCUCCUGUUCCUCGGCAAUUUCUUCACCACCCUGCGGGUUGUGCACCAGAAGUUCCACAGCCAGUGGCAUGGGGGCAAGAAGGAAUGAGCUGGGCCUUUGCCCUCGGCCCCAAAGGGGCCUUUGACCCUGGGUGUGUUGGGAGGGCUGGGUGGCACCCCCAUGUGGUGAGGAAGGUCCCCUACCCUGGGCUUCAUGGGCUCUGUGGGCCCUGAGGAAGAUCCGGGCUUGGCCCCAACCUGCAGGAACCAGGCACUGCAGCCUCAAUAAAGGAAGAGGGGCAUGGA
Messenger RNA from Heterocephalus glaber (naked mole-rat), 1359 nucleotides. It is a transcript of the gene Tmem120a, whose product is annotated as transmembrane protein 120A. Gene Ontology annotation, cellular component: membrane. Gene Ontology annotation, biological process: fat cell differentiation. The record is from RefSeq and is a predicted model, not a curated record. Lineage: Eukaryota; Metazoa; Chordata; Mammalia; Rodentia; Bathyergidae.